AUGGAUCACUCCUCUUUCAGCGGUGCGCCCCGCUUCCUAACCCGGCCCAAAGCUUUCGUGGUGUCGGUGGGCAAAGACGCCACGUUGAGCUGCCAGAUCGUGGGAAACCCCACGCCGCAAGUGAGCUGGGAGAAGGACCGGCAGCCGGUGAGGGCGGGCGCUCGCUUCCGCCUGGCGCAGGACGGCGACCUGUACCGCCUCACCAUCCUGGACCUGGCGCUGGGUGACAGCGGGCAGUAUGUAUGCCGCGCGCGCAACGCCAUUGGAGAGGCCUUCGCGGCGGUUGGCCUGCAGGUGGACGCCGAGGCCGCGUGCGCCGAACAGGCACCCCACUUCCUGCUGCGGCCCACAUCCAUCCGCGUGCGCGAGGGCGCCGAGGCCACCUUCCGCUGCCGCGUGCGCGGUUCGCCGCCUAUGUCCGUGAGCUGGGCCAAGGAUGGGCGGCGCCUGGGCGCGCAGGACGCUCCCCGAGUGCGCGUCGAGGAGAGCGGCGAGGCGAGCGCGCUGCGCAUCCAAGCCGCGCGGCCGCGCGACAGCGGCACCUACAUGGUGCACGCGGAGAACCCGCUGGGCGCCGCCAGCGCCGCCGCCGGGCUGACGGUGGACCCGGAUGCAGAAGCAGCCGGCCCGCCCGGGGCCUCCACAGCCAUGCUCCUGGCGCACCUGCAGCGGCGGCGCGAGGCCAUGCGCGCCGAGGGCGCCCCCGCCUCACCUCCUAGCUCCGGCACGCGCACCUGCACGGUGACUGAGGGCAAGCACGCGCGCCUCAGCUGCUUCGUGACGGGCGAGCCCAAGCCUGAGAUCGUGUGGAAGAAGGAUGGGCAGCUGGUGGCCGAGGGCCGGCGCCACGUGGUGUACGAGGACGAGCAGGAGAACUUCGUGCUCAAGAUCCUCUUCUGCAAGCAGUCCGACUGUGGCCUCUAUACCUGCACGGCGUCCAACCUCGUGGGCCAGACCUACAGCUCCGUGCUAGUCGUCGUGAGAGAGCCCAUGGUGCCCUUCAGAAAGCGUCUGCAGGACCUGGAGGUGCCGGAGAAAGCAUCGGCCACGUUCCAGUGUGAGGUGCCGCUGCCGGCCAUGGAGUCUGCGUGGUACAAGGAGGAGACGCGGCUGUGGGCCAGUGCCAAGUACCUCAUCGAGGAGGCUGGCACUGAGCGCCGACUGACGGUGCUCAAUGUCUCCUCCGACGAUGACGCGGUGUACAUCUGCGAGACAGCAGAGGGCAGUCGCACGGUGGCUGAGCUGGCGGUGCAAGGUAACCUCCUUCGAAAGCUCCCGAGGAAGACAGCUGUGCGAGUGGGAGACACGGCCAUGUUCUGUGUGCAGCUGGCCAAGCCAGAGGGCCCCGUCCACUGGCUGCGGAACCAGAAGGAGGUGGUGGCCGGGGGCCGAGUGGCCAUUACUGCUGAAGGCACCUGCCACACGCUGACCAUCUCCCAGUGCAGCCUGGAGGAUGUGGGUGAGGUGGCCUUUGUGGCUGGGGACUGCCGGACGUCCACUCAGUUCUGUGUGUCAGCUCCCAGGAGGCCGCCCCUGCAUGCUCCUGAGGCCCCUGUGGUGAAGGCCAGGACGGAGAGCUCCGUGACCCUUGGCUGGUCUCCACCACCCCAUGGGGACUGCCCUGUUGCUAUUGAUGGCUACCUGGUGGAGAAGAAGAGACUGGGCGCCUACACCUGGACCCGGUGUCAUGAGGAUGAGUGGGUGGCCUCUCCUGAGCUGACUGUGGCUGGCGUGGCCGAGGAGGGGGACUUCCAGUUCAGGGUGUCAGCUGUGAACAGCUUUGGCCAGAGCCCCUACCUCGAGUUCCCGGGAACUGUACACCUGGUCCCCCAGCUGGCUGUGAAAAUACCUCUGAAAGCGGUGGAGGCAGUGGAAGGCGGCGAGGUGACCUUCUCUGUGGACCUCACUGCGGCCUCAGCAGGGGAGUGGUUCCUGGACGGGCAGGUCCUGAAGGCCAGCAGCGUGUAUGUGAUACGCUGUGACGGCACCCGGCACACGCUCACCAUUCGCUCGGUGCCUGUCAGCCUGCACGGCGCCGAGCUCAAGUUCGUGGCCAAUGGCAUCGAGAGCAGUAUUCGCAUGGAGGUCCGAGCAGCCCUGGGGCUGACGCCUAAGUACCCGGCAGCUGCAGUGGCAGCACGGGAGGUGCUGGCCCGGCUGCACGAGGAGGCCCAGCUCCUGGCCGAGCUAUCCGACCAGGCUGCAGCUGUGACGUGGCUCAAGGACGGACGCGCACUGUCUCCAGGCCCCAAGUAUGAAGUGCAGGCAUCAGCCGGGCAGUGGGCACUGCUGGUGCGGGACGUGAAGCGAGAAGAUGCAGGCCUGUAUGAGUGCGUCAGCCACGGGGACCGCAUCGCCUACCAGCUGUUGGUGCAAGGCCUUACACCUUUUUCGCACAAGGACAGGGCUGGUGGCUGUGUGGAUGCCUUGGCCGGGGACCCAGCCCGCUUUGAAUGUGAGACCUCAGAGGCCCAUGUGCAUGUCCAUGGGUACAAGGAUGGCGUGGAGCUCGGUCACUCCUGCCAGUGCUUCUCACAGGAGGACGUGGGCACGUGGCAUGGGCUGGUGGCUACCUCAGUCACUGUGCAGGAUGAGGGCACCUACUUGUGCCGAGUGGGCAAGGACUCUGUGGACUUGCGGUUGUGUGUCUGUGAGCCCUCGGCGGUGUUCGCCAAGGAGCAGCCGGCACGCAGUGAAGUGCAGGCCGUGGCGGGGGCCAGCGCCACGCUGAGCUGCGAGGUGGCCCAGGCCCAGACGGAGGUGACGUGGUACAAGGACGGGAAGAAGCUGAGUUCGAGCUCGAAAGUGCGUGUGGAGGCCACGGGCCGUGGGCGGCGGCUGGUGGUGCAGCAGGCGGGCAAGGCCGACGCUGGGGAGUACAGCUGUGAGGCCGGGGGCCAGAGGGUGUCCUUCCACCUGGAUGUCACAGAGCCCUCGGUGGUGUUCGCCAAGGAGCAGCCGGCACGCAGUGAAGUGCAGGCCGUGGCGGGGGCCAGCGCCACGCUGAGCUGCGAGGUGGCCCAGGCCCAGACGGAGGUGACGUGGUACAAGGACGGGAAGAAGCUGAGUUCGAGCUCGAAAGUGCGUGUGGAGGCCACGGGCCGUGGGCGGCAACUGGUGGUGCAGCAGGCAGGCAAGGCCGACGCUGGGGAGUACAGCUGCGAGGCCGGGGGCCAGAGGGUGUCCUUCCACCUGGAUGUCACAGAGCCCUCGGUGGUGUUCGCCAAGGAGCAGCCGGCACGCAGUGAAGUGCAGGCCGUGGCAGGGGCCAGCGCCACGCUGAGCUGCGAGGUGGCCCAGGCCCAGACGGAGGUGACGUGGUACAAGGACGGGAAGAAGCUGAGUUCGAGCUCGAAAGUGCGUGUGGAGGCCACGGGCCGUGGGCGGCGGCUGGUGGUGCAGCAGGCGGGCAAGGCCGACGCCGGGGAGUACAGCUGCGAGGCCGGGGGCCAGAGGGUGUCCUUCCAUCUGGAUGUCACAGAGCCCUUGGUGGUGUUUGCCAAGGAGCAGCCGGCACGCAGUGAAGUGCAGGCCGUGGCGGGGGCCAGCGCCACGCUGAGCUGCGAGGUGGCCCAGGCCCAGACGGAGGUGACGUGGUACAAGGACGGGAAGAAGCUGAGUUCGAGCUCGAAAGUGCGUGUGGAGGCCACGGGCCGUGGGCGGCGGCUGGUGGUGCAGCAGGCGGGCAAGGCUGACGCCGGGGAGUACAGCUGCGAGGCCGGGGGCCAGAGGGUGUCCUUCCACCUGGAUGUCACAGAGCCCUCAGUGGUGUUUGCCAAGGAGCAGCCGGCACGCAGUGAAGUGCAGGCCGUGGCGGGGGCCAGCGCCACGCUGAGCUGCGAGGUGGCCCAGGCCCAGACGGAGGUGACGUGGUACAAGGACGGGAAGAAGCUGAGUUCGAGCUCGAAAGUGCGUGUGGAGGCCACGGGCCGUGGGCGGCGGCUGGUGGUGCAGCAGGCGGGCAAGGCUGACGCCGGGGAGUACAGCUGCGAGGCCGGGGGCCAGAGGGUGUCCUUCCACCUGGAUGUCACAGAGCCCUCGGUGGUGUUUGCCAAGGAGCAGCCGGCACGCAGUGAAGUGCAGGCCGUGGCAGGGGCCAGCGCCACGCUGAGCUGCGAGGUGGCCCAGGCCCAGACGGAGGUGACGUGGUACAAGGAUGGGAAGAAGCUGAGUUCGAGCUCGAAAGUGCGUGUGGAGGCCACGGGCCGUGGGCGGCGGCUGGUGGUGCAGCAGGCGGGCAAGGCCGACGCCGGGGAGUACAGCUGCGAGGCCGGGGGCCAGAGGGUGUCCUUCCACCUGGAUGUCACAGAGCCUUCGGUGGUGUUUGCCAAGGAGCAGCCGGCACGCAGUGAAGUGCAGGCCGUGGCGGGGGCCAGCGCCACGCUGAGCUGCGAGGUGGCCCAGGCCCAGACGGAGGUGACGUGGUACAAGGACGGGAAGAAGCUGAGUUCGAGCUCGAAAGUGCGUGUGGAGGCCACGGGCCGUGGGCGGCGGCUGGUGGUGCAGCAGGCGGGCAAGGCCGACGCCGGGGAGUACAGCUGCGAGGCCGGGGGCCAGAGGGUGUCCUUCCACCUGGAUGUCACAGAGCCCUCGGUGGUGUUCGCCAAGGAGCAGCCGGCACGCAGUGAAGUGCAGGCCGUGGCGGGGGCCAGCGCCACGCUGAGCUGCGAGGUGGCCCAGGCCCAGACGGAGGUGACGUGGUACAAGGACGGGAAGAAGCUGAGUUCGAGCUCGAAAGUGCGUGUGGAGGCCACGGGCCGUGGGCGGCGGCUGGUGGUGCAGCAGGCGGGCAAGGCCGACGCCGGGGAGUACAGCUGCGAGGCCGGGGGCCAGAGGGUGUCCUUCCACCUGGAUGUCACAGAGCCCUCAGUGGUGUUUGCCAAGGAGCAGCCGGCACGCAGUGAAGUGCAGGCCGUGGCGGGGGCCAGCGCCACGCUGAGCUGCGAGGUGGCCCAGGCCCAGACGGAGGUGACGUGGUACAAGGACGGGAAGAAGCUGAGUUCGAGCUCGAAAGUGCGUGUGGAGGCCACGGGCCGUGGGCGGCGGCUGGUGGUGCAGCAGGCGGGCAAGGCCGACGCUGGGGAGUACAGCUGUGAGGCCGGGGGCCAGAGGGUGUCCUUCCACCUGGAUGUCACAGAGCCCUCGGUGGUGUUUGCCAAGGAGCAGCCGGCACGCAGUGAAGUGCAGGCCGUGGCGGGGGCCAGCGCCACGCUGAGCUGCGAGGUGGCCCAGGCCCAGACGGAGGUGACGUGGUACAAGGACGGGAAGAAGCUGAGUUCGAGCUCGAAAGUGCGUGUGGAGGCCACGGGCCGUGGGCGGCGGCUGGUGGUGCAGCAGGCGGGCAAGGCCGACGCCGGCGAGUACAGCUGUGAGGCCGGGGGCCAGAGGGUGUCCUUCCACCUGGAUGUCACAGAGCCCUCGGUGGUGUUUGCCAAGGAGCAGCCGGCACGCAGGGAAGUGCAGGCCGUGGCGGGGGCCAGCGCCACGCUGAGCUGCGAGGUGGCCCAGGCCCAGACGGAGGUGACGUGGUACAAGGACGGGAAGAAGCUGAGUUCGAGCUCGAAAGUGCGUGUGGAGGCCACGGGCCGUGGGCGGCGGCUGGUGGUGCAGCAGGCGGGCAAGGCCGACGCCGGGGAGUACAGCUGCGAGGCCGGGGGCCAGAGGGUGUCCUUCCACCUGGAUGUCACAGAGCCCAUGGCUGUGUUUGCCAAGGAGCAGCCACCCUCAGUGGUGUUUGCCAAGGAGCAGCCAGCACACAGCGAAGUACAGGCCGUGGCGGGGGCCAGCGCCACGCUGAGCUGCGAGGUGGCCCAGGCCCAGACGGAGGUGACAUGGUACAAGGACGGGAAGAAGUUGAGUUCAAGCUCAAAACUGCAUGUGGAGGCCACGGGCUGCACCCGGCAGCUGGUGGUGCAGCAGGCGGGGAAGGUAGAUGCUGGAGAGUAUAGCUGUAAAGCCAGGGGCCAGAAGGUCUCCUUUCACCUGGAUGUCACAGAGCCCUCGGUGGUGUUUGCCAAGGAGCAGCCGGCACACAGCAAAGUGCAGGCCGUGGUGGCGGCCAGUGCCACGCUGAGCUGCGAGGUGGCCCAGGCCCAGACGGAGGUGACGUGGUACAAGGAUGGGAAGAAGCUGAGUGCAAGCCCAAAAGUGUGCAUGGAGGCCACAGGCUGCACCCGGAGGCUGGUGGUGCAGCAGGCGGGCAAGGCUGACGCCGGGGAGUACAGCUGCGAGGCUGGGGGCCAGAGGGUCUCCUUCCACCUGAAUGUCACAGAGCGUGAACCCUCAACCCCGGAGAGACCCAGACGCAGGGAACCUCUGGUCGUCAAGGAACACGAGGACAUCGUCCUGACAGCCACGCUGGCCACACCCUCUGUGGCUGCGGUGACAUGGCUCAAGGAUGGUGUGGAGAUUCGCCGCAGCAAGCGGCAUGAGAUGGCCAGCCUGGGGGACACCCACACCCUGACCGUGCGUGACGCGCAGACCCUGGACAGUGCCAUCUAUAGCUGCCGCGUGGGCACAGAAGGGCAGGACUUCCCGGUGCAGGUGGAAGAGGUGGCUGCCAAGUUCUGCCAUCCCCUGGAGCCCGUGAGCGGGGAGCUGGGCGGCACAGUGACGCUGGUCUGCGAGCUGAGCCCGGCGCAGGCCGAGGUGGUGUGGCGCUGUGGGAACACGCCGCUCCGAGCCGGCAAACGCUUCCAGAUGGCGGCGGCGGGGCUUCAGCGCUCGCUUACUGUGUUGGGCCUGCGGGCAGAGGAUGCGGGGGAGUACGUGUGCGAGAGCCGCGACGACCACACCAGUGCCAUGCUCACUGUUAAUGUUCCCCGUGUGGUCAAGUUUACGUCUGAGCUGAGCGCUGUGGUUGCGGAGGAGGGCUGUGAGGCUACCUUCCAAUGCGUGGUGACCCCCAGUGACGUGGCGGUGAUGUGGUUCCGGGAUGGCGCCCAGCUGCAGUCCAGCAAGAAGUUCCUCAUAUCACAGAAGGGUGCCAGCCACAGCCUGACCAUCUUGGGCCUGGCCCUGGAGGAUGCCGGCCAGAUCACUGUGGAGGCUGAGGGCAUCAAGUCUGAGGCUGCCCUCCGGGUCCGAGAGGCUCCAGUGUUGUUCAAAAAGAAGCUGGAGCCGCAGACCGUGGAGGAGCGGAGCUCGGUGACCAUGGAGGUGGAGCUGACGCGGCCGUGGCCGCAGGUCAAGUGGACACGCAACGCCGCGGCCCUGGCGCCGGGCAAGAAUGUGGACAUCCACGCCGAGGGCUCAAGUCACAGCUUGGUUCUCCGCAGUGUGGGUUUCGCUGACCGCGGUUUCUAUGGCUGCGAGACCCCAGAUGAUAAGACGCAGGCCAAGCUGACUGUGGAAAUGCGCCAGGUCCGGCUUGUGCGGGGCCUGCAGGCAGUGGAGGCGCAGGAGCAGGGCUCGGUCACAAUGGAAGUAGAGCUGUCCCAUGCCGAUGUGGAGGGCAUCUGGACUCGAGACGGCCUUCGGCUCCAGCCGGGACCCGCAUGCCAGCUGGCGGUGCACGGCCCCACCCACACCCUCACGCUGUCCGGGCUGCAGAGGCAGGACAGCGGUCUGGUUGCCUUCAGGGCAGAGGGCGUGCACACGUCUGCGCAUCUGGUGGUUACUGAGCUGCCUGUGACAUUCAGCCGCCCUCUGCAGGACGUGGUGGCCACGGAAAAGGACAAGGUGGUCCUGGACUGUGAGCUCUCACGCCCCAAUGUGGAUGUGCGCUGGUUGAAGGAUGAUGUGGAGCUGCGAGUGAGCAAGACCGUGGGCAUGGUGGCCCAGGGGGCCUGCAGGAGUCUCAUCAUUUACCGAUGUGAGCCUGGGGACCAGGGCGUGUAUGUGUGUGAUGCCCACGAUGCUCGGAGCUCAGCCUCCCUGAAGGUGCAAGGCCGAAACAUCCAGAUCGUGAGGCCCCUGGAGGACGUGGAAGUGAUGGAGAAGGAGGGCGCCACCUUCUCCUGCGAGGUCUCCCAUGACGAGGUGCCUGCCCAGUGGUUCCGGGAGGGCAGUAAGCUUCGGCCCAGUGACAAUGUACGGAUCCGUCAGGAAGGAAGAAAAUAUACUCUCAUCUAUCGGAGGGUCCUGGUAGAAGAUGCAGGGGAAAUCAAAUUCGUAGCAGACCAUGCAGAAUCACGAGCCCAGCUCCGGGUGAAAGAGCUGCCAGUGUCCAUCCUGCGCCCACUGCGGGACAAGAUCGCGAUGGAGAAGCACCGCGGCGUGCUCGAGUGCCAGAUGUCGAGGGCCAGCGCCCAGGUGCGGUGGUUCAAGGGUGGCGUGGAACUGCAGCCUGGGGCCAAGUAUGAGAUGGUCAGUGACGGCCUCUACCGCAAGCUGGUCAUCCACGCCGUCCAGCCUGAGGACGAGGACACCUACACCUGCGAUGCCGGCGACGUUCAGACCAGUGCCCAGUUCUUUGUGGAAGAGCAGUCCAUCACUAUCGUGCGGGGCCUGCAGGAUGUGACGGUGCUGGAGCCUGCCCCGGCCUGGUUCGAGUGUGAGACCUCCAUCCCCUCGGUGCGGCCAGCCAAGUGGCUCCUGGGGAAGACGGUGCUGCAGGCGGGGGCUGACGUGGGAAUAGAACAGGAGGGCACCGUGCAUCGGCUGACCCUGCGACGUACCUGCUCCACCAUGACGGGGCCGGUGCACUUCACCAUUGGCAAAUCACGCUCCACCGCCUGCCUGGUCGUCUCAGACAUUCCCGUGGUGCUCACACGGCCCCUGGAGCCCAAGGUGGGGCGCGAGCUGCAGUCGGUAGUCCUGUCUUGUGACUUCAAGCCACCCCCCAAGGCCGUGCAGUGGUACAAGGAGGAGACGCCCCUGGCGCCGUCUGGCAAGUUCAAGAUGAGGCUGGAGGGCCACAUGGCGGAGCUGCGCGUCCUGCGGCUCACACCCGCGGAUGCUGGUGUCUACCGGUGCCAGGCCGGCAGCGCCCAGAGCAGCGCUGAGGUCACCGUGGAAGUGCGGGCGGUGACGGUGAUGCAGCCACUGCAGGACUUGGAGGUCACGGAGGAGGGCUCUGCCUGCUUCUCCUGCGAGCUGUCCCAUGAGGACGAGGAGCUGGAGUGGUCGCUCAAUGGGACGCCGCUGUAUAACGACAGCUUCCACGAGAUUAAGCAUGAGGGCCGCCGCCACACGCUGGUCCUGAAGCAGGUCCAGCGGGCUGACACGGGCACUGUAUGUGCCUCCUCCCCCAAGGUUAAGGCCUCGGCCCGCCUGGAGGUCAAAGGGAAGCCGGUGGUGUUCCUGAAGGCAUUGGAUGACGUGUCCGUGGAGGAGAGGGGCACGCUGGCCUUGCAGUGUGAAGUCUCUGACCACCAGGCCCAUGUGGUGUGGCGAAAGGACGGCGUGGAGUUGAGCCCCAGUGACAAGUAUGACUUCCAGGACACAGCGGGCACUCGGGGACUUGUGGUGCAUGACCUGAGCCGCGACGAUGCUGGCCUGUACACGUGCGACGUGGGCACCGAUGAGACCCGCGCCCAAGUCAGCGUGCACGAGCUGCACGUGGGCAUCACCAAGAGGCUGAAGACAGUGGAGGUGCUGGAGGGCGAGAGCUGCAGCUUCGAGUGCGUCCUGUCCCACGAGAACACUGGCGAUGUGGCUGUGUGGACGGUUGGUGGGAAGACCGUGGGCAGCUCUGGCCGCUUCCACGCCACACGCCAGGGCCGCAAGUAUACUCUGGCUGUCCGAGACGCUGGUCCAAGUGACGCUGGGGAGGUGGUCUUCUCUGUGCGGGGCCUCACCUCCAAGGCCUCGCUCAUCGUCAGAGAGAGGCCAGUCGACAUUAUGAAGCCCCUGGAAGACCAGCAGGCCAUGCUGGGUGAGGAUGUGGUGCUCAGGUGUGAGCUGUCACAGGAAGGGACCCCAGUGCGCUGGCUGAAGGACGGGAAGGCCAUUCGCAAGAGUCAGAAGUAUGAGCUGCUCACCGAAGGCACUCAGGCCACGCUGGUCGUCCAUGCAGCCUCACUCAAAGAUUCGGGCGAGUACACGUGCGAGACGGAGGCUUCCAAAAGCACAGCCAGCCUCCGAGUGGAAGAAAAGCCAAACCGGUUCACGGAGGAGCUGGCCAACCUGCAGGUGGAGGAGCGGGGCACAGCCGUGUUCGCCUGCAAGACGGAGCGCCCCGCGGCCUCCGUGACCUGGCGCAAGGGCUUCACAGAGCUGCGAGCUUCGGAGAAGCAUGCCCCCAGCCAGGAGGGCCUAACCUUGAGGCUCACCAUCACUGCCCUGGAGAAGGCGGACAGCGACACCUACAUCUGUGACAUCGGCCAGGCCCAGUCCCAGGCUCGGCUCCUGGUGAAAGGCCAGAAAGUGCUCAUCCUGGAGGACCUGGAGGACGUGGAGGUGCGGGAGGGCUCCUCAGCCACCUUCUGCUGCCGUAUCUCCCCUGCCGACUACAAGCCCGUCCACUGGUUCUUGGACAAAACCCCCCUGUCUGCCAACGAACUCAAUGAGAUCGAGGCCCAGCCAGGCGGCUACCAUGUGCUCACCCUGCGGCAGCUGGCGCUCAAGGACUCGGGCACCCUCCAUUUUGAGGCUGGAGACCAGCGGACCUCAGCUGCCUUGAGGGUCACAGAGAAGCCAAGUGCUUUCUCCCAGGAGCUCACAGAUGCCACCGUCACGGAAGGGGAGGAUCUGACCCUGGUCUGUGAGACUGCUGCCUCAGACGCCCCUGUGUGCUGGACCAAGGACGGGAAGGCCCUGCGGCCGUCGGCCCGGUGCCGGCUGACCUACGAGGGCCGCUGGGCCCAACUGGUCAUCACCGACACCACCCUUCAGGACAGCGGGCGCUACAAGUGUGAGGCUGGGGGUGCCUGGACCAGCUCCAUUGUCAGGGUCCAUGCUCGGCCAGUGCAGUUCCGAGAGGGGCUGAAGGACAUGGAGAUGCUGGAGGGUGGUGCUGCCACCCUGCGCUGCGUGCUGUCAUCGGUGGCCACGCCUGUGGAGUGGUGUCGUGGAGAUGAGGUUCUGCGGCCUGGAGGCAAGUACAGCGUGCGGCAGGAAGGUACCAUGCUGGAACUGGUAGUCCGGGACCUGCGGCCUCAGGACAGCGGGCAGUACUCCUGCAGCUUUGGGGACCAGACGACCUCAGCCAGGCUCACCGUAAAGGCCUUGCCUGCUGAGUUCAUAGGAAGACUGAGAAGCAAAGAGGCCACGGAAGGGACCAUGGCCACGCUGCGCUGUGAGCUGAGCAAGGAAGCCCCUGUGGAGUGGAGGAAGGGGCCUGACACCCUCAGAGCUGGAGACAGAGUGAGCCUGAGGCAGGAUGGAGCCGUGUGUGAGCUGGAGAUCCGUGGCCUGACCGUGGAGGAUGCCGGGGAGUACUCCUGUGUGUGCGGGCAGGAGAGGACCUCAGCCACACUCACCGUCAGGGCUCUGCCUAGCAAGUUCACCAAGGGUCUGAGGAAGGAGGAGGCUACAGAAGGGGCCAUGGCCACACUGCACUGUGAACUGAGCAAGGAAGCCCCCGUGGAGUGGAGGAAGGGGCCUGAGACCCUCAAGGCUGGAGACAGAGUGAUCCUGAGGCAGGACGGAGCCGUGUGUGAGCUGGAGAUCCAUGGCCUGACCGUGGAGGAUGCCGGGGAGUACUCCUGUGUGUGCGGGCAGGAGAGGACCUCAGCCAUGCUCACCAUCAGGGCUCUGCCUAGCAAGUUCACCAAGGGUCUGAGGAAGGAGGAGGCUACAGAAGGGGCCAUGGCCACACUGCACUGUGAACUGAGCAAGGAAGCCCCCGUGGAGUGGAGGAAGGGGCCUGAGACCCUCAAGGCUGGAGACAGAGUGAUCCUGAGGCAGGACGGAGCCGUGUGUGAGCUGGAGAUCCAUGGCCUGACCGUGGAGGAUGCCGGGGAGUACUCCUGUGUGUGCGGGCAGGAGAGGACCUCAGCCAUGCUCACUAUCAGGGCUCUGCCUAGCAAGUUCACCAAGGGUCUGAGGAAGGAGGAGGCUACAGAAGGGGCCAUGGCCACACUGCACUGUGAACUGAGCAAGGAAGCCCCCGUGGAGUGGAGGAAGGGGCCUGAGACCCUCAAGGCUGGAGACAGAGUGAUCCUGAGGCAGGACGGAGCCGUGUGUGAGCUGGAGAUCCAUGGCCUGACCGUGGAGGAUGCCGGGGAGUACUCCUGUGUGUGCGGGCAGGAGAGGACCUCAGCCAUGCUCACCAUCAGGGCUCUGCCUAGCAAGUUCACCAAGGGUCUGAGGAAGGAGGAGGCUACAGAAGGGGCCACGGCCACACUGCACUGUGAACUGAGCAAGGCAUCCCCUGUGGAGUGGAGGAAGGGGCCGGAGAUCCUCAGAACCGGGGACAGAGUGAUCCUGAGGCAGGAUGGGGCUGUGUGUGAGCUGGAGAUCCGUGGCCUGACUGUGGAGGAUGCCGGGGAGUACUCGUGCGUGUGUGGGCAAGAGAGGACCUCAGCCACGCUCACUGUCAGGGCCCUGCCCGCCAAGUUCACAAAGGGCCUGAGGAAGGAGGAGGCCACAGAAGGGACCACAGCCACACUGCGCUGCGAACUGAGCAAGGCAGCCCCCGUGGAGUGGAGGAAGGGGCCUGAGAUCCUCAGAGCCGGGGACAGAGUGAGCCUGAAGCAGGAUGGGCCCAUGUGUGAGUUGGAGAUCCAUGGCCUGGCUGUGGAGGAUGCCGGGGAGUACUCCUGUGUGUGCGGGCAGGAGAGGACCUCAGCCACACUCACCGUCAGGGCCCUGCCUGCUCAGUUCAUCCAAGAUCUGAAGACCAAGGAGGCCACAGAAGGGACCACAGCCACACUGCACUGUGAGCUGAGCAAGGAAGCCCCUGUGGAGUGGAGGAAGGGGCCUGAGACCCUCAAGGCUGGAGACAGAGUGAGCCUGAGGCAGGACGGAGCCGUGUGUGAGCUGGAGAUCCAUGGCCUGACCGUGGAGGAUGCCGGGGAGUACUCCUGUGUGUGCGGGCAGGAGAGAACCUCAGCCACACUCACCGUCAGGGCCCUGCCCGCCAAGUUCACCAAGGGUCUGAAGAAGGAAGAGGCCGUGGAAGGGGCCACGGCCACACUGCACUGUGAACUGAGCAAGGCAUCCCCCGUGGAGUGGAGGAAGGGGCCGGAGACCCUCAGAGCCGGGGACAGAGUGAUCCUGAGGCAGGAUGGGGCCAUGUGUGAGCUGGAGAUCCAUGGCCUGGUUGUGGCGGAUGCCGGGGAGUAUUCGUGCGUGUGUGGGCAGGAGAGGACCUCAGCCACACUCACCAUCAGGGCUCUUCCCACCAAGUUCACAAAGGGUCUGAGGAAGGAGGAGGCCACAGAGGGUGCCACGGCCAGGCUGCACUGUGAGCUCAGCAAGGCGGCUCCCGUGGAGUGGAGGAAGGGGCCCGAGACCCUCAGAGCUGGAGACAGAGUGAGCCUGAGGCAGGACGGAGCCGUGUGUGAGCUGGAGAUCUGUGGCCUGACCGAGGAGGAUGCCGGGGAGUACUCCUGUGUGUGCGGGCAGGAGAGGACCUCAGCCACACUCACCGUCAGGGCCCUGCCCGCCAAGUUCACCAAGGGUCUGAAGAAGGAAGAGGCCAUGGAAGGGGCCACGGCCACACUGCACUGUGAACUGAGCAAGGCAUCCCCCGUGGAGUGGAGGAAGGGGCCGGAGACCCUCAGAACUGGGGACAGAGUGAUCCUGAGGCAGGACGGGGCAGUGUGUGAGCUGGAGAUCCGUGGCCUGGUUGUGGCGGAUGCCGGGGAGUACUCGUGCGUGUGUGGGCAGGAGAGGACCUCAGCCACUCUCACUGUCAGGGCUCUUCCCACCAAGUUCACAAAGGGUCUGAGGAAGGAGGAGGCCACAGAGGGUGCCACGGCCAGGCUGCACUGUGAGCUCAGCAAGGCGGCCCCCGUGGAGUGGAGGAAGGGGCCCGAGACCCUCAGAGCUGGAGACAGAGUGAGCCUGAGGCAGGAUGGAGCCGUGUGUGAGCUGGAGAUCUGUGGCCUGACCGAGGAGGAUGCCGGGGAGUACUCCUGUGUGUGUGGGCAGGAGAGGACCUCGGCCACACUCACUGUCAGGGCCCUGCCUGCCACGUUCACCAAGGGUCUGAAGAAGGAAGAGGCCAUGGAAGGGGCCACGGCCACACUGCACUGUGAACUGAGCAAGGCAUCCCCCGUGGAGUGGAGGAAGGGGCCGGAGACCCUCAGAACUGGGGACAGAGUGAUCCUGAGGCAGGACGGGGCAGUGUGUGAGCUGGAGAUCCGUGGCCUGGUUGUGGCGGAUGCCGGGGAGUACUCGUGCGUAUGUGGGCAGGAGAGGACCUCAGCCACUCUCACUGUCAGGGCCCUGCCCGCCACGUUCACCAAGGGUCUGAAGAAGGAAGAGGCCAUGGAAGGGGCCACGGCCACACUGCACUGUGAACUGAGCAAGGCAUCCCCCGUGGAGUGGAGGAAGGGGCCGGAGACCCUCAGAGCCGGGGACAGAGUGAUCCUGAGGCAGGACGGGGCCGUGUGUGAGCUGGAGAUCCGUGGCCUGGUUGUGGCGGAUGCCGGGGAGUACUCGUGUGUGUGCGGGCAGGAGAGGACCUCGGCCACGCUGACCGUCAGGGCCCCACAGGUCGUGUUCAGGAAGCCACUGCAGAGCCUGCAGGCUGAGGAGGGCACCUCAGCCAGCCUGCAGUGUGAGCUGUCUGAGCCUAGUGCCGCUGUGGUCUGGAGUAAGGGUGGUCUGGAGCUGCAGGCCGAUGGGCGCCGGGAGCCACGGCAGCAAGGCCACGUGGCAGAGCUGGUGCUGCGGGACUUGCGCCGGGAGGACACUGGAGAAUACAGCUGCACCUGCGGCUCCCAGGCCACCAGUGCCACUCUCACCGUCACAGCUGCACCUGUGAGGUUCCUUCAGGAGCUGCAAGCUCAGGAGGUAGACGAGGGUGCAACAGCACACCUGCGCUGUGAGCUGAGCCGGGCAGGCACCAGCGUGGAGUGGCGCAAGGGGUCCCUGCAGCUCUUCCCCUGUGCCAAGUACCAGAUGGUGCUAGAGGGCACAGCCGCUGAGCUGCUGGUGCACGGUGCUGAGCAGGAGGACGCCGGCCACUACACCUGCGACACAGGCCACGCACAGAGCACCGUCAGCCUCUCUGUCCGCGCCCCCAGGCCCGUGUUUAAGACGGAGCUGCAGAGUGCGGAGCAGGAAGCGGGAGGUGUGGCCCGGCUGUGCUGCCAGCUGAAUAACUCGGAGCCGGGGGCUCCUGUCCUGUGGCUCAAGGAGGGUGUGGAACUGCACAUGGGUCCCAAGUAUGAGAUGCAGCGCAAGGGAGCCAUGUGUGAGCUGCUGAUUCACGGACUCGAGGCCAAGGACACAGGCGAGUACACCUGCAUGGUGGGCAGCCAGAAGACCUUGGCCUCCCUCAGCGUCAAAGAGCCUGAGGUGACCAUUGUGCGGGGCCUGGUUGACACCGAGGCACAGGCCGACGGGGAGGCAGAGUUCAGCUGUGAGGUGUCACGGGCCGGGGCCGUGGACGUGGAGUGGCGCCUCCAGGGCCUGCCACUGCAGAGCAACGAGGUGACAGACGUGGGCGUGCGGGCCGGCUGCACCCAUACGCUGCGGCUGAAGAGCGUGACUCCCGAGGACGCGGGCACUGUCUCCUUCCACGUGGGCCUCCACACAUCCUCUGCCCAGCUCACCGUCCGAGCCCCUGAGGUGACCAUCCUGGAGCCCCUGCGGGACGUGCAGCUCAGCGAGGGCCAGGACGCCCACUUCCGGUGCCGGCUGUCGAGGUCCUUGGGGCAGGAGGCCCACUGGGCCCUGGGAGGGGUGCCCCUGCAGGCCAACGAGAUGAACGACAUCACGGUGGAGCAUGGCACACUUCACCAGCUCACCCUGCACAAGGUGACCCUUGAAGAUGCCGGAGCCGUCAGUUUCCAAGUAGGCUCAUGUCGCUCAGAGGCCCAGCUGAAGGUCACAGCCAAGAACACUGUGGUGAGAGGCCUGGAGAAUGUGGAGGCACCCGAGGGCGGGGAGGCGCUGUUCGAGUGCGUCUUGUCCCAGCCGGAGGUGGCUGCCCACACCUGGCUGCUGGACGACGAGCCGGUGCGCACCUCGGAGAACGUCGAGGUGGUCUACUUUGAGAAUGGCCUGCGACACCUGCUGCUGCUCAAAAACCUGCGGCUGCAAGACAGCUGCCGGGUGACCUUCCUGGCGGGGGACAUGGUGACAUCUGCGUUCCUCACCGUCAGAGGCUGGCGCUUGGAGGUCUUGGAGGCACCCCGGGACGUGGCCGUGCGAGCCGGGGGGCAGGCCAGCUUCAGCUGCACCCUCAGCGAGACGGUGCUGGUGGGCGAGGCGACCUGGUACAUAAACGGAGCCUUGGUGCAGCCGGACGACGUGGACUGGACAGUCACCGCUGAAGGCAGCCAUCACUCUCUGCUUCUGCACCAGGCCCAGCCGCACCACGCCGGCGAGGUCACCUUCGCUGCCCGUGACGCCGUGGCCUCCGCGAGGCUCACUGUGCUGGGCCUCCCUGACCCCCCAGAGGAUGCCGAGGUGGUGGGGCGCAGCGGCAGCUCCGUGACGUUGUCUUGGGUGGCUCCCACAAGCGACGGCGGAGGUGGUCUCUGCGGCUAUCGCGUAGAGAUGAAGGCAGCGGCCACGGGAGAGUGGCGGCUGUGUCACGAGCUGGUGCCUGGGCCCGAGUGCGUGGUGGAUGGCCUGGCCCCCGGGGAGACCUACCGCUUCCGUGUGGCCGCAGUGGGCCCGGCAGGCUCUGGGGAACCUGUGUACCUGCCCCAGACAGUGAGGCUUGCAGAGCCCCAGGAGCCCACGCCUGCCUCCCCCGCCGCCCCUGCCCCCGAGAGCCUGCAGGUGGCAGCUGGAGAGGACCUGUGCCUGGAGUGCGAGGUGGCUGAGGCCGGUGAGGUGGUCUGGCUGAAGGGAACAGAGCGCGUCCAGCCCAGUGGGCGCUUCCAGGUUCUCUGCCAGGGUCAGCGGCAGACGCUCUUGAUUCAGGGCUUCUCGGCAGAGGACCAGGGCGAGUACCGCUGUGCCCCUGUACGGGACCCGGCGUCGGUGGCAGCUGCCGCCUUCCAGGUGGUGCUGACCCCAGGAUCUGAGGAUGAGGUCCCCACACAGCCCAGCCUGCCCCCUGAGGCGGCCCAGGAAGGCGACCUGCACCUGCUGUGGGAGGCCCUGGCCCGGAAGCGCCGCAUGAGCCGUGAGCCUACGCUGGACUCCAUCAGCGAGCUGCCCGAGGAGGACGGACGCCCCCAGGGCCUGCGGCAGGAAGUGGAGGAGGCGGCUCCGGACCUCUCAGAGGACUAUUCCACGGCUGACGAGCUGGCACGCACGGGCGAGGCUGACCUCUCACACACCAGCUCUGACGACGAGUCCCGUGCGGGCACUCCUUCCCUGGUUACCUACCUCAAGAAGGCUGGGAGGCCCAGUGCGUCCCCACUGGCCAGCAAGGUGGGGGCCCCAGCACCCCCCUCUGGGAAACCACAAAAUCAGCAGGAGAAGCCAGCUGCAGUACCCCCACCACCAAGAGGUCUGAGCGUUGGGGACCUGAGUGACCCGUCCAUGGACAAGGCGGCAGUGAAGAUCCAGGCUGCCUUCAAGGGUUAUAAGGUCCGGAAGGAGAUGCAGCUGCAGGAGGGACCUGUGUUCUGCCGCACGUUUGGGGACACCGUGGCGCAGGUGGGAGAUGUCCUGCAUCUGGAGUGUGUUGUGUCCAGCAAGGCAGAUGUGCAUGCCCGCUGGCUGAAGGACGGUGUGGAGCUGACUGACGGCCGGCACCACCACAUUGACCAGCUUGGGGAUGGCACCUGCUCUCUGCUGGUCACUAGCCUCAGCCAGGCUGACGCUGGCCACUAUACCUGUCAGGUCAGCAACAAGUUUGGCCACGUGACCCACAGUGCCUGUGUGGUGGUCACUGGGACGGAGAGUGAGACCGAGAGUUCCUCCGGGGGUGAACUGGAUGACACCUUACGCCGGGCCGCCCGGCGGCUGCACCGCCUCUUCCGCACCAAGGGCCCAGCAGAGGUUUCGGAUGAGGAGAUCUUCUUUAGCGCUGACGAGGGCAGGGCAGAGCCCGAGGAGCCUGGGGACUGGCAGACGUACCGCGAAGACGAACACUCCAUCUGCAUCCGCUUCGAGACGCUUGCCGAGGCCCGCCGGGCAGCCAGCUGCUUCCGGGAGAUGUUUGGCACACAGGGCACAGGAGUGGACAUCAGCCUGUCAGAGCAGGGGCUGCAUGGGGUGGAGAUGCGCAUUGACAAGGUGGCCCCCACCCCCGCAGCGCCUCCGGAGCCAGAGCUGACCACAGAGGCUGCCCCGGUGUUCCUGACCGAGCUGCAGAAUCAGGAGGUGCUGGAUGGGUACCCCGUGAGCUUCGACUGUGUGGUGACAGGCCAGCCUGUGCCCAGUGUGCGCUGGUUCAAGGACGGGAGGGUGCUGGAGGAGGAUGACCACUACAUGAUCAGUGAGGACCAGCAGGGUGGCCACCAGCUCAUCAUUACUGCUGUGGUGCCAGCAGACAUGGGUGUCUACCGCUGCCUGGCCGAGAACAGUGUGGGUGUGUCCUCUACCAAGGCGGAGCUCCGCGUGGACCUGACCAGCACUGACUACGACACUGCUGCAGAUGCCACGGAGACGUCAUCCUAUUUCAGCGCCCAAGGCUACCUGUCCAGCCGGGAGCAAGAGGGCACGGAGUCUACCUCAGAGGAGGGGCAGCUGCCCCAGGUUGUGGAGGAGUUGAAAGACCUCCAGGUGGCCCCUGGCACGCGCCUGGCCAAGUUCCAGCUCAAAGUGAAAGGCUACCCCACGCCUCGGCUGUACUGGUUCAAAGACGGCCAGCCCCUGACCGCAUCUGCGCACAUCCGCAUGGCUGACAGGAAGACAGUGCACACCCUGGAGAUUGUCUCAGUUACCGGCGAGGAUGCUGGCCAGUACUCGGCCUACAUCAGCAACACUGUGGGUGCUGCUUAUUCAUCUGCUCGGCUGCUGGUCCGAGGCCCUGGAGAACCAGAAGAGAAGCCAGCAUUAGAUGUACACCAACAGCUGGUUCCACCCCGAUUCCUGGAGAAGUUCACCUCCAAGAAGGUGAAGAAGGGCUCCAGCAUCACCUUCUCAGUGAAGGUUGAAGGAAACCCACCCCCAGCCGUGCACUGGCUGCGGGAGGAGGCUGAGCAGGGUGUGCUGUGGAUCGGCUGCCACACACCGGGCUAUACGGUGGCCAGCUCUGCCCAGCAGCACAGCCUGGUCCUGCUGGAUGUGGGCCGACAGCACCAGGGCACAUACACCUGCAUCGCCACCAAUGCUGCUGGCCAGGCCCUCUGUUCUGCAAGUUUGCACGUCUCUGGCUUGCCUAAGGAGGCUGGGGCAGUGGAAGAGCAGCCCGGGGUGAAGGAGGCCCUCAUCUCCACCUUCCUGCAAGGGACCCAAGCUGUUUCCGCACAGAUGUCAGAACCUGCGGGUUUUGCUGACCUCUUUGGGCAGAGGAAAGGAGAGCUCCUGGCAGCAGAGGCCUGUGGCCACCUGUCCUUGGCCGAGGUGGGCACAGAGGAGUUCCUGAAGAAGCUCACCUCGCAGAUCACAGAGAUGGUGUCAGCCAAGAUCACACAGGCCACGCUGCAGGUGCCAGGAGGUGACAGCGACGAGGAGUCCAAGACGCCAUCCGCGUCCCCCCGGCAUGGCCGUUCACGCCCCUCUUCCAGCGUUCAGGAGUCGUCCUCCGAGUCUGAGGAUGGAGACUCCCGGGGAGAGAUCUUUGACAUCUAUGUGGUCACAGCUGACUACCUGCCCCUGGGGGCUGAGCAGGAUGCCAUCCUGCUGCGGGAGGGCCAGUAUGUGGAGGUGCUGGACUCGGCCCACCCGCUGCGUUGGCUUGUGCGUACCAAACCCACCAAGUCCAGCCCCUCUCGGCAAGGCUGGGUGUCCCCUGCUUACCUGGACAAGCGACUCAAGCUGUCACCCGAGUGGGGGCCCGCUGAGGCCCCUGAGUUCCCUGGCGAAGCUGUAUCGGAGGAUGAGUACAAGACGCGGCUGAGCUCCAUCAUCCGGGAGCUGCUGAGCUCGGAGCAGACCUUUGUGGGCAAGCUGCAGUUCCUGCAGACCCACCACAUGCAGUACAUGGACCGCUGCCCCCACGUGCCCACGGCCGUGGCCAGCCAGAAGGCAGUCAUCUUCCGAAAUGUGCAGGACAUCAGCCAGUUCCACAGCAGCUUCUUACAGGAGCUGCGUAGCUGCGACACGGAUGACGAUGUGGCCAUGUGCUUCAUCAAGAACCAGGCGGCCUUUGAGAAGUACCUGGAGUUCCUGGUGGGCCGAGUGCAGGCCGAGUCGGUGAUGGUCAGCACGGCAGUGCAGGAGUUCUACAAGAAAUACACUGAGGAGGUGCUGUCGGCUGCAGGUCCCUCGCAGCCCCCCCCACCACCACUGCAGCACUUCCUGGAGCAGCCGGUGGAGCGGGUGCAGCAGUACCAGGCCCUGCUCAAGGAGCUGAUCCGCAACAAGGCGCGGAACGGACAGAACUGCGCGCUGCUGGAGCAGGCCUACGCCGUGGUGUCGGCCCUGCCUCAGCGAGCCGAGAACCAGCUGCACGUGUCGCUCAUGGAGAACUACCCAGGCACCCUGGAGGCCCUGGGCGAGCCCAUCCGCCAGGGCCACUUCGUCGUAUGGGAGGGGGCACCGGGUGCGCGGAUGCCAUGGAAGGGCCACCACCGGCAUGUCUUCCUGUUCCGCCACCACCUGGUGGUCUGCAAGCCCAGACGGGACUCACGCACUGACACCUUCAGCUACGUCUUCCGGAACAUGAUGAAGCUCAGCAGCAUCGACCUGAACGACCAGGUGGAGGGCGAUGACCGUGCCUUUGAGGUUUGGCAUGAGCGGGAGGACUCCGUGCGCAAGUACCUGCUGCAGGCGCGGACGGUCAUCACUAAGAACUCCUGGGUGAAGGAGAUCUGUGGCAUCCAGCAGCGCCUGGCCCUGCCUGUCUGGCGCCCCCCGGAUUUUGAAGAGGAGCUGGCCGACUGCACAGUUGAGCUGGGCGAGACAGUCAAGCUGGCCUGCCGUGUGACGGGCACACCCAAGCCCAUUGUCAGCUGGUACAAAGAUGGGAAGCCAGUGGAGGUGGACCCGCACCACAUCCUCAUCGAAGACCCCGACGGCUCGUGUGCCCUCAUCCUGGACAACCUGAUGGGCGUCGACUCUGGCCAGUACAUGUGCUUUGCAGCCAGUGCUGCUGGCAAUGCCAGCACCUUGGGCAAGAUAUCGGUGCAAGUCCCCCCGCGGUUUGUGAACAAGGUCCGAGCAGUGCCCUUUGUGGAGGGAGAAAAUGCCCAGAUCACCUGCACCAUCGAAGGUGCCCCACACCCUCAGAUCAGGUGGUACAAGGAUGGGGCCCUGCUGACCCCUGGGGGCAAAUAUCAGACCCUGAGUGAGCCCCACAGUGGCCUGCUGGUGCUGGAGAUCCGGGCAGCUGGCAAGGAGGACCUGGGCCUCUAUGAGUGUGAGUUGGUGAACCGGCUGGGCUCCACGCGGGGCGGGGUGGAGCUGUUCACGCAGAGCCCAGCGCUGCAGACCCGAGAGCAGCACCGCAUGGGGCAGCUCGCUGCCGUGGAAGACACUGCCCUGGAGCAAGGGGACAAGGAGAGCCUGUCCAUCCAGAGGACACUGGUGUGCCCUGAGUCUCCGGGACCCGCCGCAGGGGAACAGGGACCCACCACAGGGGAGCAUACCCGUCCUGGCCCCAGACCUGGGGAGCCACCUGAACUCCAGGAGGCCGGCCCGAAGCCCCCAGGCACAGAGGCUGGGGAUGCGUCCAGCGAACCCCAGAAGGUGCCGCAACCUCUCUCCCAUGAGGGCCUGGAGCAGAGCUCUCGGGCACGUGCUGAGGUCCAGGAACGCAUGGUGCCCAUCCGGAUGGAGGGCGCUGCCUGGCCUGGGGCAGGUGCGACAGAGCUCUGGGACAUCCACAGCCAUGUGUUCACAGAGACCACGCACAGGACAUAUGUGUACCAGGCCAGCGACACCCACACGGCACGGCCCCCAUCCAUGCAGGUCACCAUUGAAGAUGUGCAGGCCCAGAGGGGUAGCAUGGCACAGUUCCAGGCAGUCAUUGAGGGCAGCCCGCAGCCCACGGUGACCUGGUACAAGGACGGUGCCCAGCUGGGGGACGGCCCCCGGCUCAGCCAGCAGCAGGAAGGGACCACGUACUCCCUGGUGCUGAGGGACGUGGCGCGGAGUGAUGCUGGUGUCUACACGUGCCUGGCCCACAACGCUGGCGGCCAGGUGCUGUGCAAGGCAGAGCUGCUGGUCCAUGGGGGGGACAGUGAGCAAAGCUCUAGGAGGAAACUGCACUCCUUCUAUGAGGUCAAGGAGGAAAUUGGAAGGGGUGUGUUCGGCUUCGUGAAGAGGGUGCAGCACAAGGGCAACCAGAUGUCCUGCGCCGCCAAGUUCAUCCCCCUGCGGAGCAGGACGCGUGCCCAGGCUUAUCGGGAACGGGACGUCCUCGCGGGGCUGAGCCACCCGCUGGUCACUGCGCUGCUGGACCAGUUUGAGACCCGAAAGACCCUGAUCCUCAUCCUGGAGCUGUGCUCUUCGGAGGAGCUGCUGGACCGCCUGUUCAAGAAGAGCGUGGUGACAGAGGCCGAGGUCAAGGUCUACAUCCAGCAGCUGGUAGAGGGGCUGCACUACCUGCACAGCCAAGGCAUCCUCCACCUGGACAUAAAGCCCCCCAACAUCCUCAUGGUGCAUCCUGCUCGGGAAGACAUUAAAAUCUGCGAUUUUGGCUUUGCCCAAAAAAUCACCCCGACUGAGCCUCAGUACAGCAAGUACGGCUCCCCUGAGUUUGUGGCCCCUGAGAUCAUCGAGCAGACCCCCGUGAGCGAGGCCUCCGACGUCUGGGCCAUGGGGGUCAUCUCCUACCUCAGCCUGACCUGUUCAUCCCCAUUUGCUGGCGAGAGUGACCGAGCAACCCUUCUGAACGUCCUGGAAGGGCGGGUGUCCUGGAGUAGCCCUAUGGCCAGCCAUCUCAGUGAGGAUGCCCAGGACUUUAUCAAGGCGGCCCUGCAGAAGGCCGCGGAGGCCCGGCCCAGUGCCGCCAAGUGCCUUGCUCACCCCUGGUUCCUGAAGUCUGUGCCUGCGGAGGAGGCCCACUUCAUCAACACCAAGCAGCUGAAGUUCCUCCUGGCCCGCAGCCGCUGGCAGCGCUCCCUGAUGAGCUACAAGUCCAUCCUGGUGAUGCGCUCCAUCCCAGAGCUGCUGCAGGGCCCGCCCGACAGCCCGUCCCUCGGGGUGGCCCGCCACCUGCGCGGUGACGCCAGCGCCUCCUCCAGCAGCUCUGCCUCCUCCGACAAUGAGCUGGCACCGUUCCCCCGGGCAAAGUCGCUGCCACCCUCCCCGGUGACCCACUCCCCUCUGCUGCACCCGCGGGGCUUCCUGCGGCCUUCGGCCAGCCUGCCCGAGGAGGCCGAGGCCUGCCCACCUGCUGCAGCCUCGCCUCUGCCUGCGUCACCCCAGGGCGCAGAGCCGCCAGCUGCCCCGGGCUCUGUGCCGCGGGAGAGUGUCAUCCGAAGCCUGUUCUACCAGCAGGUGGGAGAGGGCCCAGAGCUAGGCGGCCUGUCCGCAGGCAGCAGGCGGCACCCCGCCCGCCGGCGGCACCUGCUCAAGGGUGGCUACUUCUCGGGCGCCCUGCCCGGCCUUCGAGAGCCACUGCUGGAGCACCGUGCGCGGGAGGAGGCGGCUGCCAGGGAGGAGCACGCCACCCUGAUGGCCAAAGCACCCUCCUUUGAGAGCGCCCUGCAGGUGCCCCGUGCAAGCACCCGUGAGGCCUCUGGCUUCAGCCGCUCCCUGGACCUUGACUUGCCGAACACUGGCAGCCCCUCUGCCGAGGCCUGCAGCAAGGGGCAGUGUCCCACUCAGGCCCCUUCAAGCCUUCCGGGGGCCCAAGGAAAGAGCAUGCCUGGAGGGGAUGCACGUGCCAGGGAGAAGGAGCACCUAGAGGGAUCCCUGCAGGGCCUGAGAUUCCUUCCAUCCACUGGCGGUGAUGGGUGCUCCACUCAGCAAGAGGACGCACUCCAGGACAGCUGCGGAGGGCAGGCUGCCCCUUUCUUUCAACCCCAGAGGAGUCCUGCCCCCCAGGACUGUGGCCCCCCUGCUGCUUUUGCACCACAACCUCCUGGCCCCUUCCCUCCAGGGCACUGCACAGAGGCCCUGUUGACAUCCCCGAGCCCUUUCUCCUCAGGAGAGCCGCAGGCCUCCCUCUCCCCAGCCCAAACAAGCCCCCAGUCAGAAUCUGAGAGGGGGCCGAAGGACAUCCCUCUCGCCGGGAGGCCUGGUCCACUCGGACCCCCAGAGCCAGCUUCCCAUAUGGGCACAGAGCCUGGCCCCUCCCUGGACACCGAAGGCCUGGCCCAGGAGACAGAGGACCUGUCCCCGCCUUCGCCCACCCCACAGAGGCCUCAGGAGCAGGCGACCACACGGAAGUUCUCCCUGGGAUGCCGUGGGGGCUUUGCGGGGGUGGCGGGCUACGGCACCUUUGCCUUUGGUGGGGACGCUGGUGGCAUGCUGGGGCAGGGCCCCCUGUGGGCCAAGAUGACCUGGGCUACCUCUCAGUCCUCGGAGGAGCAGGAUGAGGCAGAGGCCGAGAGCCCAGCGCCCCAGGCCAGCACAGUGCCUCCACCCGAGGGUGGCGGGGCCCUCCCGCAGGCCUCCCCGGAGGUGAGCGUGUGGGAAGACACGGGUGGGGGCUCUCAGGUGUCGCUUGUACAGAUCCGGGACCUGUCCAGGGACCCGGAGGCUGACACUGUGUCCCUGGACAUCUCGGAGGUGGAUCCUGCUUACCUCAAUCUGUCUGACCUGUACGACAUCAAAUACCUGCCAUUUGAGUUCAUGAUCUUCCGGAAGGUCCCCAAGCCCGUGAGGCCAGAGCGGCCACCCUCCCCUGAGUCUGAGGCUGGGGAGGAGCUGGCUGAGCUCCCAGAGGCCACGUGGCCCUGGCCAGGCGUGCUGGGCCUGCCCGCCAGCCUGGAGAUCACAGAGGAGCCAGAGGACAUGGAGGCCCUGCUCGGGGAGGCUGCUGGUGGCAGGAAGCGCAAGUGGUCACCCUCUUCUAGCAAUCUCUUCCACUUCCCCGGGAGGCGCUCACUGCUGGAGGAACCCACGGAGCUGGGGCUGCGCCGGAGGGUGAGGGCCUCGGUGGCCCACAUCUCCCGCCUCCUGAGGGGCAAGCCUGAAGGUCUGGAGAAGGAGGGCCCCCCCAGGAAGAAGGCAGGCCUAGCUUCCUUUCGCCUAUCAGGCCUGAAGAGCAGGGACCGAGCACCAUCGUUCCUAAGGGAGCUCUCGGACGAGACGGUGGUCCUGGGCCAGUCUGUGACUCUGGCCUGCCAGGUAUCAGCCCAGCCAGCUGCACAGGCCACCUGGAGUAAAGACGGGGCUCCUCUCGAGAGCAGCAGCCGCCUCCUCAUCUCCUCCACGCUCAAGAACUUCCAGCUUCUGACCAUCCUGGUGGUGACCGCCGAGGACCUGGGCGUGUACACCUGCAGCGUGCGCAACGCGCUGGGGACCGCGGCCACCACAGCCAUCCUCCGGAAGGCAGAGCGCCCCUCUUGCUCCCCACGCCCGGACAUCGGGGAGGUGUAUGCGGAUGGGGUGCUGCUGGUCUGGAAGCCUGUGGAGUCAUAUGGUCCUGUGACCUAUAUCGUGCAGUGCUGCCUGGAAGGUGGCAGCUGGAGCACGCUGGCCUCGGACAUCUUUGACUGCUGCUACCUCACUGGCAAGCUUUCUCGGGGCGGGGUGUAUACCUUCCGGACGGCCUGUGUCAGUAAGGCGGGCAUGGGCCCCUACAGCAGCCCCUCGGAGCAGGUCCUCCUGGGAGGACCCAGCCACCUGGCCUCUGAAGAGGAGAGCGGCGCCUCAGGGCCAGCCCAGCCUCUCCCCAGCACGCAGACCUUCUCCUUCCAGACACAGAUCAGAAGGGGCCGCUUCAGCGUGGUGCGGCAGUGCCGGGAGAAGGCCAGUGGACGCAUGCUGGCUGCCAAGAUCGUGCCCUACCACCCUGAGAACAGGACUGCCGUGCUGCGGGAAUACGAGGCCCUCAAGGGCUUGCGCCACCCUCACCUGGCACAGCUGCAGGCUGCCUACCUCAGCCCCCGGCACCUGGUCCUCAUCUUGGAGCUGUGCUCUGGGCCUGAGCUGCUCCCCUGUCUGGCCGAAAGGUCCACCUACUCGGAAUCGGAGGUGAAGGACUAUCUGUGGCAGGUGCUGAGUGCCACCCAGUACCUGCACGCCCAGGGUGUCCUGCAUCUAGACCUCAGGUCGGAGAACAUGAUUGUCACAGAGUACAACCUGCUGAAGGUCAUCGACUUGGGAAAUGCCCAGAGCUUGGCCCAGGAGAGGGUCCCGCCCUCAGAGAGGUUCAAGGACUACGUGGAGACCAUGGCUCCAGAGCUCCUAGAGGGCCAGGGUGCCGUGGUGCAGACCGACAUCUGGGCCAUAGGCGUUACGGCCUUCAUUAUGUUGAGCGCUGAGUACCCGGUGAGCAACGAGGGAAGCCGAGACCUGCAGAAAGGCCUGCGCAAAGGGCUCACCCAGCUGAGCCGCUGCUAUGCGGGGCUGUCGGGGGGCGCUGUGGCCUUCCUCCGCAGCACCCUGUGCGCCCACCCCUGGGGCCGGCCUUGCGCGUCCAGCUGCCUGCAGUGCCCGUGGCUGACGGAGGAGGGCCCAGCCAGCUCCCAGCCCGCGGCGGUGACCUUCCCCACUGAACGUCUGCGCGCCUUCGUGCGGGAGCGCGAGAAGAGGCGGGCGCUGCUGUACAAAAAACACAACCUGGCCCAGGUGCGCUGAACGCCUGGUCCUGCUCCUGUGGGGCCGCACCUCUCAGGCUUUCAGGACUCCCUGCAUGUGCGUACGCACAUCAAUAAAAAGCAGA
This is a messenger RNA of Hippopotamus amphibius kiboko, 26848 nucleotides long. RefSeq names its product obscurin, cytoskeletal calmodulin and titin-interacting RhoGEF (gene OBSCN). Gene Ontology annotation, molecular function: protein binding; protein kinase activity; guanyl-nucleotide exchange factor activity. The record is from RefSeq and is a predicted model, not a curated record. Lineage: Eukaryota; Metazoa; Chordata; Mammalia; Artiodactyla; Hippopotamidae. Gene Ontology annotation, biological process: protein phosphorylation.